Osmia lignaria (orchard mason bee) is the source of this 1207-nucleotide messenger RNA. RefSeq names its product 3-hydroxyacyl-CoA dehydrogenase type-2. Lineage: Eukaryota; Metazoa; Arthropoda; Insecta; Hymenoptera; Megachilidae. Gene Ontology annotation, molecular function: oxidoreductase activity. The record is from RefSeq and is a predicted model, not a curated record.
GUAUUCAAUCAGAAGAUAGAAGAGACUGGAAACAAAAUUGUUUCAGAAACUGAAGAAGUUUCAUCGCAUUUUUCAUAUGAUAAUUUUGUCAUUUUGCAAAACUAAACAGAACAAGUUGAAGAACCGAAGAUUUGCCAAAGAUGGGAAUAUUACAGCAUAUCGUAGCCUACAUAACGGGCGGUGCACACGGUAUUGGAAAGGCUGUCGCCGAGAAAAUUCUUUGUGAAGGAGGUAAAGUAGUACUGGCCGAUAUAUCCAGCAAAGGAGCAAAACUUGCGGAGUCUAUGGGCGAAAGAGCUUUAUUUACGUGUACCGACGUCAAACAUGAAAAGGAUAUAAAAAAAAGUAUGAAAUUAGUGAAGGAAAAAUUUGGAGGUGUGAACGUGCUCGUUAAUUCUGCUGGUGUACUGGGUUACGAGCGGAUAUACGAUUUCAAGACUAAAAAACUGCAUUCGGCAGAUCUAUACAAAUGUAUAUACGACACGAAUGUAUGGGGUUUAUUUAAUGUGACUCGUUUAAUGGUCGGUAUGAUGGCGGAGAAUACACCGGACAAAAAUCAACAAAGAGGUGUUAUUAUCAAUCUUGCCAGUAUGGUGGCUUAUGAAGCGAUUCCAGAAUUGACUGUUUACGGUGGCACAAAGGCUGCGGUUGCGGGCAUGACGAUGACUUUAGCCAGGGAAUUUGCCUCGAAAGGAAUAAGAGUCGUUGGAAUCUGUCCUGGUUUCAUUGAGAGUCCCAUGACCAAUCCACUGACGCCAGAAGUAAGAAAACGAUGGAUCAGUAUGAUGCUAACCCCGAAACGCUUUGGAACCUGCGAAGAAGUGGCUCACUUGAUUCAAGCCUGUAUUGAGAAUCCCUUAAUAAACGGUGAAAACAUACGUAUAGAUAUGGGCUACCGGUACUGUCAAGUGGAAGACGGGCAACCAGAUGAACAGAAGUGCUGAUUUACUUAACCAUAUUGUUAAAUAUAAAUUUGAGAUCAAAAUUAAUUUUAAAAAAAGUAAGUUUUAAUUAAAAAUAUUUAAAUUAAAAAUUAAAAAUUAAAAUAAGGAUUAUAUUUUGCAUUUAAAUUUUGAAUUACAUUGAAAUAUAAGUAAUUUGUUUACUGUACUUGAAAAGAGCCCAACCAAUUUUGAUAAAAAAAAAUUUACCAGUACCAGAAUUUAAUUUUUUGAAUAGAUAUUUCGUACAGAACCAAGCAUGGUUA